AUGAAAGUGGGCCGUGUGGCCAUCAUCACCCGUGGCCGUUACGCCGGUAAGAAGGUCGUCAUUGUCCAGCCUAACGACACUGGCUCCAAGGCGCACCCCUUCGCCUAUGCCGUCGUUGCCGGUAUCGAGCGUUACCCCCUGAAGGUCACCCGCCGCAUGGGUAAGAAGACCGUCGAGAAGCGCAGCCGCAUCAAGCCCUUCAUCAAGGUUGUCAACUACAACCACUUGAUGCCCACCCGUUACACCCUCGAGCUCGAGGGUCUCAAGGGCUCCGUCACCAACGACACCUUCAAGGAGGUCUCCCAGCGUGAGGACGCCAAGAAGACCGUCAAGAAGGCCCUUGAGGACCGCUACACCAGCGGCAAGAACCGUUGGUUCUUCACUCCUCUUCGUUUCUAA
Messenger RNA from Aspergillus oryzae RIB40, 399 nucleotides. RefSeq names its product 60S ribosomal protein eL27. Gene Ontology annotation, molecular function: structural constituent of ribosome. The transcript is spliced from 3 exons. Gene Ontology annotation, cellular component: ribosome; cytosolic large ribosomal subunit. Gene Ontology annotation, biological process: translation. The record is from RefSeq and is a predicted model, not a curated record. Bases 1 to 399 code for a protein of 132 amino acids. NCBI's taxonomy places the organism in Eukaryota, Fungi, Ascomycota, Eurotiomycetes, Eurotiales, Aspergillaceae.